Messenger RNA from Linum trigynum, 1067 nucleotides. The record is from the annotation of a GenBank genome assembly. NCBI's taxonomy places the organism in Eukaryota, Viridiplantae, Streptophyta, Magnoliopsida, Malpighiales, Linaceae.
GAACCAGAUGAUCAGUAAUUUGGUCUCCAGAGAUCAUUCUUGGGGGUAGAUCACCAGAGGUAGGAACUCUUGAGACAGAGGUGUACAUGUCAUAGAGGCUAGAUCAAUACUUGAGCGAGUGGUGGCAGAGCUGGUUCAAACGUUGAAGCUGUCCAACAGGCUCAUACUAGGCAGAGGCAUGGCAACACCUCCAGUAGCCCAGUGCUAGUGGUGCUAGAGCUCAAAUCAUCUGGUGGAGGAUUGUCAAGCAAUGUGGGAGUCUACCCCCCCCCCCCCAGGAGUAGUUGGACUUCAUCGCCAAUGCUCGGAGCCUCCAUCCUUACAACGUUACAUAUAAUGAGGGAUGACGCCAACAGGCAUGGCAGCACCUCCAGUAGCAGUACCACCAAGCCUCCCGGUUUCACAGCACUAGCUGGUGGUUUUCAGCAGAGGCAGUAGUACCAGACUCGACAAGGUCCAUUUCCACAGCAGUAGUCGUUUCAGCCCAGACAGGGGCAAACCUUCCAGCACAGCAGAGGCCAUUCCCACAUUUGCCACCAGCCCCUGCACAGGGUGACCAUAUGUCGGAGAUGAAAAUAUGGUGACGACUUUCGUGAGGACCAACAUAGAGAAGUUCUCCAGGAUGGACCAGUUGAUGUAUUUCUCUAUGGGGAAAUUCAAUUCACUGGAGGCAGGCCAGAGAAACCAGAGUGCUAUUCUGCAGGACCUCCAGAACCAGAUUGGAGGAAUAGCUCAAAACAACAGCACCGGGGCACCAGGAACUCUACCUUCCAACUUUGCACGGGCAAAUCGCACUGGCCGUGUAUUGGACCCCUUGUGGCCGUGUGGAAAGUCCAGGGAGCUCACACGGCCAGACUGGAAAUCCACAAGGUUGUGUGCCUCUGGCCGUGCAGCAUGCCUAAAGACCACUUAAGUGAAACGCGGCGUUUCCAUUCUCAAACGGGAAAACUGGGAAUCCACAUGGCCGUGUGUCCUGGCCGUGUGGUUGGGAAAUUCUGGGUUUUAACCCAAUUUCGAGCCAAAGGAGAGAAAAUUGAGUUUUUGAGCAAAAAAACAGAGCCCUAGAG